UGUGCCAACGCCAGCGGCCAUGGCGACGAUGCGCUACGGAAUGCGACGGCCACGUCCAUGCGAAGGGCAAAAGGCUCGGUGGAGCAGGCUCUACUUUCCUUGCAGAAACGGUCAAGUGGAGCAGCAUAUAGCAUUGCCAUCAGCGUCCUCCAGAAGAAUAGCCAGUGGCAAAAGGCCUUGGACCUGUUCCAAGACUAUCAGGCUGCAGGCGUCCGAAGCUCUUCUCCAAAGGUCCACAAUGCGGCUCUGGGGGCGGCCUGUGCAGGACUUGGAUGCCUUGGCGUCGUCAGAGCUGCUGCUGAUCAUACUGCCCGGCCGAAGUGGUGCACCGCUGGCAGCAACCGGUGGCAGUUGGAAUAUCAAUGGGAUUUCACAGGAUUUAAUCUUGAAUCGGAUCUCUAUAUAUAUAAUAUAUAG
Messenger RNA from Cladocopium goreaui, 417 nucleotides. NCBI's taxonomy places the organism in Eukaryota, Dinophyceae, Suessiales, Symbiodiniaceae. The record is from the annotation of a GenBank genome assembly.